AUGACUCGUACUUCUGUCCUGGCUGAUGCUUUGAAGGCUAUUAUUAACGCGGAGAAGACUGGUAAACGCCAGGUUAUGAUCAGACCUUCUUCGAAAGUUAUCAUCAAAUUCCUACAGGUAAUGCAAAGACAUGGUUACAUUGGUGAAUUUGAAUACAUCGACGACCACAGAUCUGGUAAGGUGGUCAUUCAACUCAAUGGUAGGAUCAACAAAUGUGGUGUGAUCUCUCCUAGGUUUAAUGUCAAAAUCGGCGACAUCGAGAAGUGGACUGAGAACUUAUUGCCAGCCAGACAGUUUGGUUACGUUAUCUUGACUACAUCAGCUGGUAUCAUGGACCAUGAAGAGGCCAGAAGGAAGCACGUAUCUGGCAAGAUCUUGGGAUUUGUGUAUUAA
Molecule: messenger RNA, 393 nt
Organism: Torulaspora globosa
Lineage: Eukaryota; Fungi; Ascomycota; Saccharomycetes; Saccharomycetales; Saccharomycetaceae
Gene: RPS22B
Product: 40S ribosomal protein uS8
Exons: 2
Coding region: 1-393 (130 amino acids)
Biological process (GO): translation
Cellular component (GO): ribosome; cytosolic small ribosomal subunit
Molecular function (GO): structural constituent of ribosome
Source: RefSeq, a predicted model, not a curated record